Leptinotarsa decemlineata (Colorado potato beetle) is the source of this 1654-nucleotide messenger RNA. RefSeq names its product juvenile hormone esterase. The record is from RefSeq and is a predicted model, not a curated record. Lineage: Eukaryota; Metazoa; Arthropoda; Insecta; Coleoptera; Chrysomelidae.
GGUUUUGUUAAUUCGAUUAGAAUGGUUUAUUUACGAGGUGUAGGGCUUGUGGUAAUCGAAAUCUGCUUACUUAGUACUUUCUCAGAGAUAUCUGGGAAUGUAGAAGUAACAAUUUCUGAUGGUCACAUUCUUGGUAGACAACUUGAAACAGAAAAUAAAACUCCAUAUUUAGCAUUCCAAGAUAUUCCAUAUGCCAAACCACCGGUUGGAGACUUGAGAUUCAAAGAACCCGUAAGACCUGAGAAAUGGAAAGGAGUCUUGAAUACAACGGAAAAUCGAAAGGUUUGCAUCCAAUUUAGCGACCCUUCUGAUCCAAGAGAAACCGAGGAUUGUUUGGUGCUGAAUGUUUAUACACCGGUGAAUCCAGAGAAAUUAACAAAGCAUAAAUUGGCAGUUUUGGUAUGGAUUCACGGUGGAAGCUUCCUGAGAUGGUUUGGUACGAUGGAUCCUUUUGGACCCGACUAUUUCAUUGAUAAUAAUGUGGUAGUGGUAACACUCAACUACAGAUUGGGUCCACUUGGAUUUUUAACAACCAAUGACGGAGUUAUUCCGGCUAACAAUGGCCUGAAGGACCAGCGUUUAGCUCUGGAGUGGGUUAAUAAGAACAUCGAAAUAUUCGGCGGGGACCCAGCCAAAGUAACUAUAGGGGGUCAAAGUGCGGGGGCAGCGUCUGUAGGUUACCAUCUCAUGAGCAAAAAGUCUGCAGGUUUAUUCAGAGCAGCUAUUAUGCAGAGUUCAAGUCCUUUGAAUUGUUGGUCCUUACAAAACUAUCCGAAAGAUGCUGCAAACUUGUUGGGAUCGAAUCUGAAGUGGAAUUCUAAGAUUUUAUCAAAAUUAUUAUCGGCAAAGCAGGAUAUUCCAUCGGAAAUCCUAUUGAGGAAGUUACAGAGUACUUCAAUUGCAGACCUCAAAAAAUAUUCAGAUAUCAAUUUACAGGUACCAUUGUCCAAGAAGAACUGUCAUGCCUUCACUUCUUUAACAUGGACUCCUGUGAUUGAAAAUGAAGAUGACGAGAAUGCUCUGGUAACUGGGUGGUCUCACGAAAAUAUCAAGAAAGGAAAUAUCAACAGAGUUCCUGUUCUGAUGGGGAUAAACUCAGAGGAAUCGUUAUUGUUUGGGGCGCAGAGUAUUCAAGUUCAAUGUUCACUGUUCGAUCCAUCUUUGAGGUCGAUGAUUACCGGAAAUCUUUUCAUGGAAGAGAAGAAUAAACCACCAGCCAGCUCUUGCAUUAAAGACCUGUAUACGAAAUCUCUGUUCUCAACGGACAGAGCAGCAACUCUGAACCUCCUUGAAACAGUGCCCGGUGCCGAAGGAGUCGCUCAUCAAGAAGAAAUUGAAUAUUUAUUUCGAUGUUUAAACAACAGAGAUCUGAGUAAAUUUCCUGAAGAAGAUAGAAUCACACACGAUCGACUUGUUACCAUGUGGUCACAGUUUGUCAAGUAUCUGAAUCCAACUGAAGGGAAAAAUGAACUACUUCAAAAUAUUGUGUGGCCAAAAGUUACACCACAAGAGUUCUUUUACUUGAAUAUCAACACUACGCUGGCAGUUGAGAAGAAUAUCAAGAACUAUGAAAAAUAUAAAGAAAUUUAUUCAAUAUAUGCUAACGAAGAAUUGUCUACGUACUGAAUAAAAUAAUAUACUACAUACCUUUUUA